Messenger RNA from Pipistrellus kuhlii (Kuhl's pipistrelle), 909 nucleotides. RefSeq names its product chromosome unknown C4orf51 homolog (gene CUNH4orf51). The coding region runs from base 190 to 909 and encodes 239 amino acids. Lineage: Eukaryota; Metazoa; Chordata; Mammalia; Chiroptera; Vespertilionidae. The transcript is spliced from 6 exons. The record is from RefSeq and is a predicted model, not a curated record.
GGCCAGAAAGUUAAAUAACUUACAAAUUUGCUAGUUAAAAUUGGGGGGCAUGAGGGCAGGAAUGUCUGUGGAAUCUGUUGCUUGGCAACUUUUGAGGAGCCAGUCAAUUACCUCUUGCCACUAAAAGGAAAUUAACUCCUCGUAAUGCAGAGGGCCUGAAAAGUCACCCAGAGCAGGCCAUCCGUAGCCAUGUCGCACUUUCUCUACUUGACUCCACAAGUCCUUCUGCCCUUUAGCCCUCUUACUUCUCAGGAGUUUGACCUGAUCAGACGCAAGGCUGGAGCAUCUUGGCAGAAGGAAACGAAAUGGUCAGAUUCUUCUCUGACAACCUACAAGGGCAGUUACCGCAGGAAAGAACUGGAUAAAUCCGCAAGUGGCCAAUUUUGUUCGGAAGCAGGAAAGCAGAAGCCUGAGUGUCGCCAGAUAUCAUUGCCAAGGGCCUCUGCCUGCGGUCCCAAACUCAGCAGGGAUGGUCCCCACAACACUGCAGGUGGUAAAGGACUAUUCCCUCAGAUAACCAGUUCCUUUCAAAAGCCACUUGAUGUCAAGCACAGAGUGGCACACCAGAUUCUGUUUCGUGAUCUUUCUGCAGCACCUCCAAAUUGUGAGUCCUAUGUGAGGACGAAAAAACCAGCACCAGAGAACCUGGUGAAGGCCCGUCAACAAAGGACAGACUUCCUGCUGAGAUGUCUCUCCAGUGGGAAGCAGACUGCAAAGGGGAUUGCAGUUUCUCUUGUACUGUCCAGAUUUCCCCUUGGCAUUGGCUGGGUCCUGCCUCUUGCGAACAAGGCAUUACGUUCUCAGACUGUCCUUCCCUCUGGGGUCCCACAUGGGUGCCUUGCAUCUGGGGCACACUCUUUUCAUGUGGCUGUUCUGGCACCCAGCAACUACUGUCCCCAUGCCUUCUGA